Carica papaya (papaya) is the source of this 918-nucleotide messenger RNA. NCBI's taxonomy places the organism in Eukaryota, Viridiplantae, Streptophyta, Magnoliopsida, Brassicales, Caricaceae. The record is from RefSeq and is a predicted model, not a curated record.
GACCGUUUGGGGUUUCACCCCUUAACCCAAGUAGCCAGGCCAACCCAACCCAACCGUUUGGGGUUUCACCCCUCGACCCAAGCAACUGGGCCAAUUAAACACAACCAGUAAGGGUUUCACCCCUCGACCCAAAUAGUAGGGCCAAUUCGACACAACCGUUCGAGGUUUCACCCCUUUGCCUAAGUAGAAGGCCACUCACACACCACACCCUAGGUUCGGCAUAUCAGACUGUUCCAGUGCCAAUGAAGACUCUACAGGUUCCAGAUGGUAUUGGAGAGGAAAACAAAGGUAAUGUAUACAUAGGAAAAUCAAGUCCUCCAAAGGUAUACAAUGCAUACAAGAAGCAAUUUAAGAUGGAUUUCUCCAGGUUUUUAAGGCUACGGUGUGAAGAAAUGAAGGCAGGAGGCUGUAUGUUUCUUAUCUUAGUUGGCAGAAGCAUUCCACAUCCCUCGACCUCUAAAUACUUUUUUCUCUUGUGGGAUCUCCUUGCAAUAUCUCUCAUGGAUUUGGUUGCCAAGGGACUUGUGAAAGAAGAUGCUCUGAACUCCUUCAACAUACCUUGUUACACUCCACUCAAAGAAGAAAUAAGAGAGAUAGUUGAGGAAGAAGGUUCAUUCAAUCUCCAUAAGUUAGAAACUUUUGAAGUGAACUGGGACCUCAGGGAAGCUGUAGAGAUAGGGGAAGAAAAUAUUGUGAUGAAUGAGAAUCAAGAUGGGAAAAUUGUUAGUGAUUUCGUAAGAGCCAUAAUAGAAUCCAUGCUUGUUCAUCAUUUUGGAGAAACCAUAAUUGACAGUUUAUUCAAAAUCUACUCAAAUCAUAUUGCUCAACAUCUUUGUUUUCACGACCCCCAGCAUGUCAACAUUCUUGUUUCAAUGACAAAAAAAGUAGAUAUUAUAGAGAAAUAUUAGUAUUUUAAUU